AUGGACCUCGCCGUGACGCUCAUCAAGUCCGUCAUGCGGGCGUUCUAUCCGACGCGCGACAUCCUACUCGUCGACGCCUUGGUACUUCACGAAGCCCUUCGUGACGACCACCUCGCCUAUCUCAUGGCCAUCAAUACCAAGGACCUACAUGAAAUCUGCGGCAAACUGAGCGAAGACCGUUUCUUGGCCAUGCACACGAGGCAGGAAUUGCGUGAAGGGAAUCUCCGGCCUAGUAAUCGCACGUGGUACUACAUCAAUUAUCGCCACACCAUUGAUGCUAUCAAGUGGCGAGUCUACAGCAUCGACAGGGAGGUGCAGGGAAGCACUGUUGCGGCUAAUGAGAAGAAAGAGUAUAUCUGCACGUUUUGCAAGGCCGAGUGGACGACCAUGGAAGUUCUCGACAACUUUAGCCCUAACGGCUUUCUGUGCCACCGUUGUUAUCACACAUUGACAUCUGAGGCAGACCGGAAUUCCGGAGGACACGAGCAAUCGUCGCGUCUACACCACCAGUUCAAGUUCAUCAGCGAGCUUCUCCCCAAGAUUGACGCCGUCUACAUCCCGGAGUGCGACUUCGAUCGGGCGCUCUCGAAGGCCCGGCCGGUUAUUCGCGAUGCCACGCACCAGCGCGCCGCAACGGUGCCCGUCGAGGGAGGCGGGAACCAGCCCACAGCUGUCAAAGGCCUGGCCAACACAGGACCACAGUCCAUCACCGUCAACAUAUUGACGUCGGACGGGCCCUCCGAGGCGGACAAGGCGGCGGAGAAGGCUCUCAAGGAGAAGAUUGCCGAACGGAACGCACUGCCGGCGUGGAUGUCCAACAGCACAGUGACCGGCGAAUCUUUCUCGGGAGCGGCCGCCACCGACGAGGUCUCCACGGUCAAAAGUGAAGCGAUCAAACAUGUUGCUAAGGGCAUGUUACAGGAUGACAACGCUAGCGCACAGAUUGAUGGCAUCUGUGAGAAGCUAAAGGCAGAGCAAACUGCGGAGAGAGCACGGGAGGCGGGGAAGAAAGAUGGCGGAGAUGAUGACGACGAGGAUGACGAUGAGUUUGGUUCGGACGAGGAAGACGAGUUCGAGGACGUGCCAGCAACGGCCACUAGCUCGGGCUAG
Messenger RNA from Purpureocillium lilacinum, 1110 nucleotides. RefSeq lists its product as uncharacterized. Gene Ontology annotation, cellular component: transcription factor TFIIE complex. Gene Ontology annotation, biological process: transcription open complex formation at RNA polymerase II promoter; transcription initiation at RNA polymerase II promoter. The record is from RefSeq and is a predicted model, not a curated record. NCBI's taxonomy places the organism in Eukaryota, Fungi, Ascomycota, Sordariomycetes, Hypocreales, Ophiocordycipitaceae.